AUGCCACUGAAUGUGGUGAGUGCUGGAGCCUCCACGACCUAUGUGGACUUGCAAUGGCGAGCGCCAGAGGUGAUUGGCAACGAACACACACAGGAUCGUUGGCAGUUGCAACCUGAAGCAGUCAUCCGCUACGAAGCGCAGCUGAGCAUCGCUGAGCACGUUGGUCCUUCUCCUCGGAAGUCCUUGUCGAAGAGUCGAACUUCCUUUCAACUUCAGGACGAGUCGAAGACUUCCAGGCCCUGCAGUUGGGAGGUGGCCGCGCUCGCCGCCGGGCCGCUCUCGGGGCGUUUGGGUGGCCUCCGUCCCGACACCCUCUACGCGCUCUCCAAUUUCUCAGCGGUGAACUCGAUGGGCAGCGGAAGUCCUGCAAGGGAGUUGCAAUUCUGGACGAUGCCAUUGAAUCCCAUCAUCGAAGGCAUUCGAGUCCGGCAAGGCUUGGUGAUUCUGACGUUACUUGAGACCGGCGGAGAGCACGUGAGUGAUCUGGAGACAGUGGUUCGCUUGGAAUCCACGGGCCAAGAGAGUUCCUUUUGGCUGCCAAAGUCUGCAUUGCGCGGCGAGAAGAUGCGGGAGCUGCCACUGGACUUCCAGAAGAUGCCUGAGUCCGGUCAAAGUGGCCACGUCGUCACAGAGGCGGUUCAUUGCAUCAAGAUCAGGGCACGAAAUCCUGGAGGAUUGUCCACGUGGAGCGAGGACGAUGUUGACCAAAUCUGCUAUUCUUUACGUUGA
Molecule: messenger RNA, 729 nt
Organism: Durusdinium trenchii
Lineage: Eukaryota; Dinophyceae; Suessiales; Symbiodiniaceae
Source: the annotation of a GenBank genome assembly